Molecule: messenger RNA, 3122 nt
Organism: Calypte anna (Anna's hummingbird)
Lineage: Eukaryota; Metazoa; Chordata; Aves; Apodiformes; Trochilidae
Product: coronin-7
Exons: 28
Coding region: 57-2822 (921 amino acids)
Molecular function (GO): protein binding
Source: RefSeq, a predicted model, not a curated record
GGGGCAGGCGGAGCGGCGGGGCUGAGCUGGGCUCGGUGCGGCGCGGCCCGAGCACCAUGAACCGCUUCAAGGCGUCCAAGUUCCGGCACACGGAGGCUCGGCUGCCCCGCAGGGAGGCUUGGAUUGGGGGCAUCCGUGCUGGCUCCAUCACGUCCUGUGGGAACCAGCUGAAGGCCAGCAGCUCCUGGAUUGCCUUCAGUGCUGAGGCUGCAGGUGUCCUGGGCAUCGUGCCACUGGGGUGUGAGGAUGGAGGCAAGAGGACUGUGUCUCAGCUCUGCUGCCACUCAGAUGUGGUGACAGAUUUUGACUUCUCCCCCUUUGAUCAGCUCCUGCUGGCUACGGGCUCUGCUGAUGAGAUGGUGAAGGUGUGGCGCCUGCCCCAGGGCAGCCAGGACAUGCCAAGCAUGGCGGGGCUGACACUGGGGCCCGUGGGCUGCCCGGUGGAUGUGCUGCAGUUCCACCCCACGGGGGACGGUGUCCUGGCCAGCGGCGCGGGGAAAGGAGUCACCCUCUGGGACCUGGGGCAGCAGCAGCCUCUGACAGCCCUGGGCUCCCACCCGGACCAGCUGCAGAGCCUCUCCUGGAAGCCAGACGGCCGCUUGCUCGGCACCUCCUGCAAGGACAAGAAACUGCGAAUCUUUGACCCCAGAGCCAGCCCAGCUGCCUCCCAGAGCAUCCCAGGACACGAGCACAACAAGGACUCUCGGCUCCUCUGGAUGGGCUCCAGCGAUUGCCUCAUCUCUGUUGGGUUCAGCCAGAUGCGGGAGCGGGAGGUGAAGCUGUGGGACACACGGCAGUUCAGCGGGGCGAUGCUCACCGUGACCCUGGACACCUCACCCGGGGUGGCCAUCCCGCUGUAUGACCCUGACACUGGGCUGCUGGUGCUGGCAGGAAAGGGAGAAAACCUCCUGUACUGCUUUGAGGCAGCACCCACACAGCCAGCACUCACCCAGGUCACCCAGUGCAGGACAGAGGGCAGCACACGGGGCCUGGCAGCCGUGCCACGCCUGGCCCUGGAUGUCAUGGCCUGCGAGGUGCUGCGUGUCCUGCAGCUCAGUGACACUGCCAUCGUCCCCAUCAGCUACAUGGUGCCACGCAAGUCCACCCAGGACUUCCAUGAGGAUCUGUUCCCUGACUGUGCUGGGGUGCUGCCAGCCACCACUGCCCAGGCCUGGUGGGCAGGGGACAACCAGCAGGUGGGGAGGGUGAGCCUGCACCCUGCACGGAGACACACCCAGACCUUCACCUCCCCUGUCAUCACCUGCACCCAGACACCAGCACCCGACACCGGCCCCACCGACACCGACCGGAGUGAGGGCAGUGGCUACUCCUCACCAUCCUCGCUGGCCUCACCGGGCAGCACUGCCACCUCCCUCUCAGCCAGCACCGGCCCCUCCAGUGGCUUCGUCAGCAGCCCCAGCCAGAAAUCCCUGCAGAGCAUUUUGGGGCCCAGCUCCCGCUUCCGUCACGCGCAGGGCAGGGUGCUGCACCGUGACACCCACCUCACCAACCUGCGGGGACUCAGCCUCACCACGCCCGGCGAGUGCGACGGCUUCUGCGCCAACCAUCGGCGCGUGGCCCUGCCCCUGCUCUCUGCUGGCGCACAGAUUGCCAUCCUGGAGCUCUCCAAGCCCGGGCGUCUCCCCGACACGGCCGUGCCCACUGUCCAGAAUGGCGUGGCGGUGGCUGACCUCUGCUGGGACCCCUUUGACCCACGGCGCCUCGCUGUGGCGGGUGAGGACGCCAAGAUCCGUCUGUGGCGGAUCCCCGAGGAAGGGCUGCGGGAGACCCUGCAGGAACCCGAAGCCAUCCUGCACGGUCACACCGAGAAGAUCUACUCCAUCCGUUUCCACCCCGUGGCAUCCGAUCUCCUGGUGUCCUCCUCCUACGACAUGACGGUGCGGAUCUGGGAGCUGAGCGCCGGGCGGGAGGCCUUGUGCCUGUGGGGACACACUGAUCAGAUCUUCAGCCUGGCCUGGAGCCCCGAUGGGAAGAAGUUGGCAACAGUGAGCAAAGACAGCCGGUUACGGCUCUACGAGCCCCGGCGCAGCUCUCACCCACUAAAGGAGGGUCCAGGUCCCGAGGGAGGCCGUGGAGCACGCCUGGUUUGGGUUUGCGGCGGUGACUACUUACUGGUGUCCGGCUUUGAUAGCCGCAGUGAGAGGAGGAUCCUCCUGUACCGGGCAGAGGCUCUGCCUGAGGGACCUUUGUCUGUCCUUGGCCUCGAUGUGGCUCCAUCCACCCUCUUGCCCUUCUACGAUGAGGAUACCAGCGUUGUCUUCCUCACUGGCAAGGGUGACACCAGAGUCUUCCUCUACGAGGUGACACCCGAGCCCCCCUAUUUCCUCGAGUGCAACAGCUUCACCUCCAAUGAACCCCACAAGGGCUUCAUCUUCCUGCCCAAAACGCUGUGUGAGGUGCGGGAGGUGGAGUUUGCCCGGGCGCUGCGCCUCGGGCAGAGCACCCUCGAGCCGGUGGCUUUCAGCGUGCCACGCGUCAAGAAGGAGUAUUUCCAGGAUGAUAUCUUCCCUCCGACCCGCGUUUGGUGGGAGCCGGCGCUGUGCGGCAGUGCCUGGCUGGCAGGGCAGGACGGGCAGCAGCGCCGUGCCAGCCUGCAGCCGGGUGACAUGACACCAGUGAGCGAGGCCCCGAAAGAGGCUCCGGCGCGUAAGUUUGUCCCUGCGUCCGUGUACCUGGAGGAGAAGUCUGACGAGCAGAAGAAGGAGGAGCUCCUCAGCGCCAUGGUGGCCCGGCUGGGCAACCGGGACGAUCCUCUGCCCCAGGACUCCUUCGAGGGCGUGGACGAGGAUGAGUGGGACUAGGCCGGGCUCCGGCACCUCAGCAGGACCGCGCCAGGGCCCUUCAGGCCCGGCAGGAAGGAGGAGCAGGCGGAGGAUGCGGAGGAGGAUGCGGUGUCGGCGGGCCCGGGGGCGGGGGGAGGCGCGGCGGGACUCAGGGCCGCACCCAGCCCGGGCCCGGCAGCACCGUUGGGCCCCGUGCCCGCCGCGGGCAGGCCCCGCUAUUAAAACCGCUGCACCAGCACCCGCCUCCUGCCGUGAUUUUGGGCCGGGGAGAGGGGUGGGGGUGAGCGGCACGGAACCGGCACGGAACCGGCACGGAAC